CCACCACCCUAUUCUCCUCCCUCCUAUCUAACAAUUUUUAUAACAAAAAAAAGGCAUGCGUCCCUGUUAUAACAAUUUUUUUCAUUUGAAAUUUUUAGCCAUUUUCAUCUCCGAUUUCGUCGUUUCAGCGAGACUCCUAGGCGCGUUUUUUAGAAGUUGAAAUCCCCUUGAGUGAUAAAUUUCUCUCUCUCCAAAACAAAAUUGAUUUUGAUCGACUGUGAUUUCUAGGGUUUUUAUUCAACCAUUUUGGAAAAUUUCCAUCCUCGUCUUCUUUUUGAGAUCACCUAACAUGGGAGCUACAACCGAUUGGAGAACACAAGUUCAACCUGAUUCUCGACACAGAAUUGUCACUAAGAUAUUGGAAACUCUGGAGAGACAAUUUUCAAUUUCUGGGCCAGAGGGAUGGGUAGAGAUUAAGAAAAUUGCUGUAAGAUUUGAGGAAGAUAUGUUCACUGCUGCCACAAGUCAGGUGGAUUAUCUACGAAAAAUAUCUUUGAAGAUGCUGACACUGGAGACAAAAUCUCAGACAAAUGGAGUUCCUAAUUUGUUACCCUUAAAUUCUGGUGGUGGUAGCCAAAAUCCACAGCAAACUGGUUCUCAAGAACAGCAGUCUCAAAGUUCGCAGCAGUUUUUGUAUCAGCAACAACACCUUUUAAAGCAGAAGCAGCAGCAGCAACAGGGAAACAAUCUGUCCUCCAUUAUGCAGUCACACAUGCAGCAACAACAACCAAAACCACAACAGCAAAAACCAAUACAGUCAACUCAAUUGCAGUAUACUCAACAGCCUCAAUUGCACCAACAAGCUCCUGUUCUGCAUCAGCAACAGCAUACAGUUUUGCCUUCAAGGCAGCAAAUGAAUGUCCCAAACUUGCAACCGAAUCAGUUAAUUGGGCAACAAAACAAUGUAUCCGAUAUGCAGCAGCAGAAGCAGCAAGAGUUACUAAACCUACAGAAUGAUAUCGCAAAUAUGCAACAACAUUUACUUGGAAAUAAUAUCCCUCAUCAGCAGCAGCUAGGUCAACAAAGUAACAUGUCAGGGUUACAGAAGCAGCACCAGCAGCCAAUGCAUACCAUGCAUCAGCAAAGGGGAAAGGUGCAGCAACAACAAAACGCACAGGUAUCAACAAAUAUGUUACAAAUCCUAGGGCAACGUGCACAAUGUCAACCAGCACAGCAACAACUUGUGCCUCAGCUUUUAUCUCAAACAAUGCAGAUGCAUCAGCAACUGGAAUGGCAGCAACAACCAAAUUCAUUAGAAAAGGAUAUGCAACAAAAGGUGGUUCAGACAUCUGGUGGCUCGAUGCUCAACCAUCCAAAUCUAGUGGACCAGAAGCAAGUGUUGCAUUCACAAAUGCCACCUCCAGAGGCCUCAUCAACAUUACUAGAUGCAGCAAUAAUAGGAAAUGUGGUCGACGUGCAGGAGGAAGUUUAUCAGAAAAUUGAGUGCAUGAGAGAAAAAUACUUACCAGAUCUUAAUGACAUGCACCGGAAGAUCUCUAAAAUAUGCCAACAGCAUGAUUCUCUUCCACACCCGCCAAAAUCUGAACAAAUUGAGAGGCUCCGAAUUUUCAAGAACAUUUUGGGCAAGAUGAUGGGUUUCUUGAAUCUUCCAAAAAGUAGUGUGAUACCUAGUUUGAAGGAUAAGCUGGCUUCGUACGAGGAACAGUUGUUGAAUAUUAUGACCUUGAAUCGCGCAUGGAAAGCUGGUCCACUGCAGCAGCAAAUUCAGCCAACUGGUUGCCAUCAACUGCCCUCAUCAAUUCUUUCUUCUUUUUUCUGGAAGACUGCUAGUCUAAUGAGUUGUCAUUUCCUGUUUUUCAAAAACAGGAAAUGUGGUCGAUGUUCAGGAGGAAGUUUAUCAGAUCAAGUCCAUGAGAGAAAAAUACUUACCGGAUCUUAUUGACUUUCACCAGAAGAUUUCUCGAAAAUGCCAACAGCAUGAUUCCCUUCCACACCCACCAAAGUCUGAACAAAUUGAGAGGCUCAAGAUUUUCAAGAACAUGUUGGACAAGAUGGUGGCUUUCUUGAAUCUUCCAAAAAGUAGUGCGAUUCCUAGUUUGAAGGUAAGCUGGAGGCAGUAGAGAAACACAUCUUGAACAUCCUGAACUCGAAUCGCCCAAGGAAACCUGCUGAUUAGUGCGUCAUUUGCUCUUUUACUUUGUUUGGUUCUGUAACAGUAACUAAUAAUACAAACCGGUACAUUCUACCUAAAAAAAGUAUGUAUGAUGUUUCAAGAGUCGAGUGCUUGGCUGAGUGUGGCCUAUAACCUUAUCUUUUCACAUGGUCCACAAAAAAUCUAAAACAAAUGACAAGUGGGGUAUUCCCUGGCUGGUGUUAGAACUCUCAGAUUUUCAUAAGCUUGUAUAUGAGAGAGUGCCAACUCUUUAGUAAUUGAGCAGAGCCAUGAACUUUCUUAGCCAA
Messenger RNA from Papaver somniferum (opium poppy), 2421 nucleotides. Its product is annotated as mediator of RNA polymerase II transcription subunit 15a-like. The coding region runs from base 290 to 1903 and encodes 537 amino acids. The record is from RefSeq and is a predicted model, not a curated record. NCBI's taxonomy places the organism in Eukaryota, Viridiplantae, Streptophyta, Magnoliopsida, Ranunculales, Papaveraceae. Gene Ontology annotation, biological process: regulation of DNA-templated transcription. The transcript has 9 exons. Gene Ontology annotation, molecular function: chromatin DNA binding; transcription coactivator activity.